Molecule: messenger RNA, 366 nt
Organism: Caenorhabditis remanei
Lineage: Eukaryota; Metazoa; Nematoda; Chromadorea; Rhabditida; Rhabditidae
Exons: 2
Coding region: 1-366 (121 amino acids)
Source: RefSeq, a predicted model, not a curated record
AUGCGAAUUUCCAUUCUUCUUUUGGUCUUUCUCUCGGUCGCCCUCGCCUGUGACAUCAUCGUUCAUUUGAAAUCGGACACUGACAAAAAGUUCAGUGGACAAAUUGCUGCCAGCAAUGGAAAGAAGUCUGAGAGAUGGAGUUAUUUGAAGAAGCUUCAGAAGAACACUUUCCAACAAAAGGCUGAUGAAUGUGGAUUGAAAGAUUGGGAGAUCACUACCUGGGAUGAGUACGGCAAGCCAGUCUCCACUGUCAAAGUUACUUUGGAUGGAAUUGGAAGAGUCACUUACAAGGUUGGAGAUGAUUUGAAGCCAGUUCAAAAGGAUCGUCAAGGAGCUAUCUGCAAGGGACAAUGCGCGCCAUUAUAA